UGCUAUAAAUAUACUAAAUUUCAGUGAAUAAACAUAUUUUAAAAUGCUUUUGGAAGAGCAGGCUAAUCUCACAGCACUUGCAAACUUUGAGUGCUCGGAUAGAAGGGCUAGUGUAAAAGAAUACUCUCGCUCUGUUUUUCAAAGAGCAAUUGCAAAGAUAUGCAAACAUUCUGGGUUUAUUCGAAUUCAAGCGGCUGCUCUUAUAUUACUAACAGAUAUUUUGGAAGCUUUUUUGGAAAAAGUUGGAAAGCUCUCCUCAGAGAAUGCUUUAUUGGUAGGCAGAUCUCAGUGCAAUGCUCUGGAUAUAAAUCUUGCCUUAGAAAGCUUGGGAUUUAAAAAGGAUGACUGGGAAAAACUGUUUGAUGAGACCAUUUCUGAGUUUGAUACAAAUGCUAUUACAUUUCCUUUGACUGUUAAGAAAGAGGAAUCUCAUCUGCUAAUAAGAAAAAUAAUUUCUCAUUCUCAACCUCCUCCAUCCUGUAAAGACCUUUUUUUACCACCUUUUCCUCCUGACCACUCUUAUAAAAAUUCUCCGGUCUACAACCCUAUUGUAAUUGGAGGAAAAAGCACAAGAAUAAGAAAAGCUGAACAAAUACAACAAAUUCAGCAGAGUUUCGCGAAAUUUUUGAUCAAUUCACGACACUCAUCUUCACUUCCUUUACGUGUUACUAUUAAAGAAAUGGAUUUGCAACUCGAUUACGCGGUACUUCCAAUUAAGGAGUCGUACGUAGCUUCUCUAGCGUCUCACCACGCAAUGGACGCGACCGAGCUUAAUUUAGAAGAACUUAAGCAAUCACAUGUAUUUAUGAAUGACGAAUCUAAAAAAAACUGA
Zophobas morio is the source of this 832-nucleotide messenger RNA. RefSeq lists its product as uncharacterized. Gene Ontology annotation, biological process: transcription initiation at RNA polymerase II promoter. The record is from RefSeq and is a predicted model, not a curated record. The transcript is spliced from 6 exons. Gene Ontology annotation, cellular component: transcription factor TFIID complex. Bases 44 to 832 code for a protein of 262 amino acids. NCBI's taxonomy places the organism in Eukaryota, Metazoa, Arthropoda, Insecta, Coleoptera, Tenebrionidae. Gene Ontology annotation, molecular function: protein heterodimerization activity.